GGAAGUAAGUCGCGCAACCUUCCCUCGGCCCUCAUCGCCAUUCUGUAACCUCAUCAUCUAACCUGACGCUUCGGAUCCCCGGCCCGGCCUGGCGCAGAGGCCGAAAAUGGACCUGAAGCGACUCAAGUUCGCGACAACGGAUAAACUCAGCCUCCCGCCCCUCGGACAGACACUCAUCAGGUGCCGUUUCAAAACCGAGGUCCAAGGGUUGGAGAAUCAACAGAUAGUCAACUUUCUAAAGGAAAUUCCGCUACCAUUCUCUUCAUCAGAGCUUUUUGGUGCACCCAUCGAUUCUGCGAAGUACCUUGCAGAAGGUGCUGAUGUCAAAACUACCAUUGAGCUUUUUCUGAAUAUAAAGGGUGGUAAUUUCCAAUAUCUGCCCGGUGACUCAAUUGGUGUUAUGCCCAAAAACCCAAAGAGCGAAGUCAUUGAGGUGCUUGACUGCUUAGGAUUAACCGAUCAGGCCGAGACCAUCGUUGAGAUUACGAUAGCUGAGGGGCAGAACCGUAAGAAGCUACCUCCCCAUCUACCUCGUGAACUAUCGCUGUUCGACCUGUUCGAGUCUUGCUUGGAUUUGAGAUCGAUUCCAAAAAAAUUGUUUAUUAGGGCCUUGUUAGAAUACACGGAUGUAGCUGAAGAGAAGAGAAGACUGGAAGAGUUUUGCUGCAAAGAAGGCUCCAAGGAGUACAACGAUCACAUUUUAAACAAUUCUAUCUGCUUAGUUGAUUUACUUAUGUCGUUUCCCUCCUGCAAACCUCCAUUAGCAUUAAUUUUAGAACAUUUACCGAGACUUAUGCCUAGAGUAUACUCUAUAGCGUCUUCACCACUGGAGCAUAAAAACAGAAUUCGUAUUGUGUUCAAUGUUGUGAAUGAUUUAAGAGGAAGGAAAGGCAUAUGCUCGAGCUGGUUACAAAAAAUAAGUCAUCCUUUUUUGGAUAUUACAGGCCAGUUGGAAGAUCUUAGCCUAUUUGAACAUUCUAAACACAUUGUAGUACCAAUUUAUCUGAGGAAAAGUUCCAGUUUUAGAAUACCUGAGGAUCCAAGCACAUCACUUAUCAUGAUAGGCCCAGGAACUGGUUUGGCACCUUUUGUCGGCUUUCUUGAACAUAGACAGAGGCAAAAAAAGAUCUCACCACGGCCAGAAGGCAUCACUUCUCUUUAUUUUGGCUGCCGAUACAAAACCAAAGACCACAUUUACAGAAGAAAUCUUCAACAUUUCGUACACAAUGGUACACUUAAUAAGUUCACGGCAUGUUUUUCAAGGGAAAGCCAUGAGGACGGUUCCCCACGAUAUGUCCAGGAUGUAAUAUAUAAUGACAAAGAAGAGUUUGUGGAUUUGCUCCUUCGAGACAAAACAUGUAUGUUCAUAUGUGGCGAUGCAUUAAACAUGGCUAAGAAUGUACAAGAAAUGGUCAUCAAAUCGAUUAGUGAUGUUAAAAAUAUUUCAUUAGAAGAAGCCACACAAAUUGUCAGCAGUCUUGAGAAAGAGUCGAAGCUUAUAAAGGACGUUUGGAGGUAAAUAAGAAAACAGAUUCAUAAAACAUGUAAGACUGUAAAAUCAUCUCAAAUAACAUUAUUAAUGAAAUAUAUGGCUUUUGAAAACCUUUUUUUUUAUAACAAGGUAUUAAAGGCUGUUUGUUGAUCACAUUGUUGGAAAUUUUAGCUGCAAUAUUGAAUGUGUCUAGUUGUGAGAAGUGAAUUUAAAUUAACUUAAGAAUGCCAAUUUUCAAUAAUUGUAUUCAAUGCCUGGCAUUGAUUGUGUGUUUGCUUUUCUAUUAAAGUGUGUUUCCAACAAGGUGAGAAUUGUGCCUUGAAUAAUAAAACCCUGAUUACACUAAUUACAAUUAUUGUGAUAAAUGUAUAGUUAUAAUUUAAAUACCAUUUUAUACCCAAAGAUUUUUAUGUAAACUCUAGUUUUACUCUGUCAUAACUAACAUGCAUUCUUUAUUUCUGGAUUUGUCCCUUUUCCAAAAUUUGGAAA
Molecule: messenger RNA, 1981 nt
Organism: Cimex lectularius (bed bug)
Lineage: Eukaryota; Metazoa; Arthropoda; Insecta; Hemiptera; Cimicidae
Product: methionine synthase reductase-like
Exons: 10
Coding region: 107-1519 (470 amino acids)
Biological process (GO): homocysteine metabolic process
Cellular component (GO): cytosol
Molecular function (GO): FMN binding; flavin adenine dinucleotide binding; [methionine synthase] reductase (NADPH) activity
Source: RefSeq, a predicted model, not a curated record